AUGUCGUCGACUUCCCCUGCCGCGCCACACCAUCCUGACGCGGCCGAACUGGCCGAACGCUUCACUGCCUUUGACUACUUGGUCUUCGCGGGCAUGCUCUUGCUUUCUGCGGCGAUUGGCAUUUUCUACGCUUUCAGGGGAGUCUACAAAAGUGCCACCGACUUCAUGAUGGGCGGCCGCAACCUGACAUUUGGGCCCGUUUCGUUGUCCCUCACCGCCAGCUUCAUGUCGGCCGUAACAGUGCUGGGAACCCCAGCCGAGAUCUACCGCUUUGGGAUCUCCUUUGGUCUCUUCGCGUUCGCGUAUAUCUUCAUGGUGGUGAUCAGCGCUGAAGUGUUCGUGCCCGUGUACUACCGACUGGGCAUCACGAGCACUUACGAGUAUUUGGAGCUUCGAUAUAACAGACACAUGCGUUUGAUUGGAACAGUGAUGUUUAUGGCACUAACGAUAUUAUAUACUGGAAUUGUUAUAUAUUCUCCAUCACUUGCUUUGAAUCAAGUUACAGGAUUUCAGUUAUGGGGAUCUGUCCUUGCAACAGGAAUAGUCUGUACAUUCUACUGUACGUUGGGUGGCCUAAAGGCAGUAGUCUGGACAGAUGUUUUCCAGUUUGUACUGAUGAUAAGUGGGUUUAUAGCUGUGAUUGCACGAACUGUGGUAAUUAAAGGAGGAUUUGGUCCUAUUAUAGAUGAUGCUCGCCAUGGAGGGAGACUACAUAUGUGGGACCUUAAUCCAAGCCCUCUACAAAGGCAUACAGUCUGGACAGUCAUUAUUGGUGGCACUUUCACUUGGCUUGGUAUAUAUGGAGUAAAUCAGUCUCAAGUUCAGCGAUACCUUGCUUGCAAAUCACUACUUCAUGCAAAACUCUCUCUUUAUAUGAAUCUUGUGGGACUUUGGAUAACUCUUUCUUCUGCAGUGAUGUGUGGACUCUCAAUGUAUUCUGUGUACAAGAACUGUGACCCAUGGACAUCCAAAUAUGUGUUGGCACCAGAUCAGCUCAUGCCAUAUUUGGUACUAGAUAUUUUGGGAGAUUUUCCAGGAAUUCCAGGACUUUUUGUGGCUGGGACCUACAGUGGGACAUUAAGCACAGUCUCCUCCAGCAUUAAUGCAUUAGCUGCUGUAACUGUAGAAGAUUUUAUUAAACCUAAUUUUGAAGUUACUGAAUCAAGAUUGUCAUGGAUUUCCAUGGGAAUGAAUCUAUUGUUUGGUGCAGUAUGCCUUUUCAUGGCUGCAGUGGCAUCUGUUAUGGGUGCUUUAUUACAGGCUGCACUCAGUGUAUUUGGAAUCAUUGGUGGACCUCUUUUAGGAAUAUUUUCCUUGGGCAUCCUUUUGCCUUUUGCAAAUGCUAAAGGUGCAUUUUCAGGUCUUCUUUGUGGAUUUUUUUGUGUAAUGUGGAUUGGAAUUGGUUCUCAGAAGUACCCUCCCCCUCCUCACAGAACAUUACCAUUACCUCUUUCAACUGAAGGUUGUUUAAGACCCAACGUCACUAUACCUACAGAAGUCACUACUACUAUGCUUCCUCCAAGAUCACCCAUUCAAGACUACUGGUACUCAUUGUCCUAUUUGUACUUCAGCAUGUUAGGAACCUUGAUCACCUUUAUUGUGGGAUCAGUUAUAAGCAUACUAACAGGAGGAUUAAACCAAGAGGUGGACCGCAGACUUCUGUUUGGCAAAGAGGACUUUAUGGACAACUUUAUGAAAUUAAAAGCCAAGUGUACAAUGCUGUAUGAAACGGAUCAUCCAACACAGAAAGUGGAACCUGAAUAA
Molecule: messenger RNA, 1764 nt
Organism: Varanus komodoensis (Komodo dragon)
Lineage: Eukaryota; Metazoa; Chordata; Lepidosauria; Squamata; Varanidae
Product: sodium-coupled monocarboxylate transporter 1-like
Exons: 15
Coding region: 1-1764 (587 amino acids)
Biological process (GO): propanoate transmembrane transport; sodium ion transport
Cellular component (GO): membrane
Molecular function (GO): organic acid:sodium symporter activity
Source: RefSeq, a predicted model, not a curated record